CUUUAACCAACCGGUCGCUUCGAAUCGAGAGUCAUGGGGCACAAAAAGAAAACAUCCUUAAAAGCAACGCUGCAAUCCCAGCAGACUCGGCUCAAGAACAAAGAGAAAGCCGCGCAUGCCGCUGAAGCUGCAGAACUCAAGACGAAGUAUAAAGGCAAGGGGAAAGCACCAGCUCUCCGACCUACCAUCCCAUUCACGGUUACCAAUAAAAUACUCUUGAUCGGCGAGGGCAAUUUCUCGUUCGCGCAUGCACUGGUCAUCGAUCCACCUUCGUCGCUGAAACAUCUCCCACCAUCGAAUAUCACAGCGACUUCUUAUGAUUCCGAGGAGGAAUGUUAUGAUAAAUACCCUGAUGCGAGAAGUAAAGUGGAUAUCCUCCGGGAGCGCGGUGCAGAGGUUUUGUUUGGUGUAGAUGGGACCAGAUUCGAAAAGUGCAAUGCUUUGAAAGGGAGACGGUUUGAUCGUGUCGUGUUCAACUUUCCUCAUGCAGGAAAGGGUAUAACAGACCAAGACAGAAAUAUACUAUCUAACCAGAUACUUAUCCUGGGGUUCCUCCGUUCUGUUGUUGGCUGCCUUGCAGAAGGCAUCAUUCCAACGCCUAAUCUGUCACGAAAACUGAAGAGACCUGUGGACGAUGAUGAUGAUGACAACGUGAAUGACGAUGAGGAUAUAGUAGAUGCCUCAUCGCCUUCUACAGUACAGGGCGCAAGGGGGACGGUGCUCAUUACCCUGCGCAACGUUCCACCAUACACCAAUUGGCAAGUGCACUUUUCACACCCUCCGAAACCUGCAUCAUUAGGAACUCCGCCGAACCCAAAUUAUAAACUUCUGCGUUCGUUUGUAUUUCACAGGGAGAUGUGGAAAGGAUACGAACACCGCAUGACAAAAGGCGAGAGAGCUCAUGGUCGAGGUACAACAGGCGAAGGAGGGGAGGAUCGGACAUGGGAGUUU
This is a messenger RNA of Suillus subalutaceus, 951 nucleotides long. RefSeq lists its product as uncharacterized. The record is from RefSeq and is a predicted model, not a curated record. Lineage: Eukaryota; Fungi; Basidiomycota; Agaricomycetes; Boletales; Suillaceae. The transcript is spliced from 3 exons. The annotation marks the transcript as partial. Gene Ontology annotation, biological process: rRNA base methylation. Gene Ontology annotation, cellular component: cytoplasm. Gene Ontology annotation, molecular function: rRNA (uridine-N3-)-methyltransferase activity.